AUGUCUAGCUCGCCAUCGCCUUCACCGCCACUGAGGCAUGGCCUAGGCUGGCGCCUGGGCUCGACAGCCGUCAUGGCCAGCGUCGGCGCGGCGUGCAGGGGCUUCCUCUACGCCUUUAAUUCUGUCGAGGUGACGGGCCUGCAGAACCUGCUUGGAGUGUUGGACAGGCGAAAGACGCAGGGCAAGGACCGUGGCCUCAUUACAGUGUGCAAUCAUCUUGCAGUACUCGACGAUCCUCUGAUUUGGGGUAUACUUCCUAUGCGAUACGCUUUUGACGUCGGAAACCUUCGUUGGAGUCUUGCGGCGCACGACAUCUGCUUCAAGAAUAGUUUUACAUCGACCUUCUUCAACCUCGGCCAGACCCUUCCCACGCAUCGACUAUGGCAUUCCGAGCUCGGCGGCCUGUAUCAACCGACAAUGACGCAAGCAAUUGGCCUACUUUCCGGUCCCACGUCGUUGCCAAAUAUCAGAAACCCAACCUACUCCACGAAUGGCAAGGACAUUGUCCCCGCGCCAGGCUUUUACGCGGCGAACCGCAGCGCCUGGGUGCACAUCUUCCCCGAAGCAUGCUGCCACCAGAGUACCGAUAGCAGCCUACGGUACUUCAAAUGGGGCGUGUCGCGGCUCAUUCUCGAGAGCGAUCCAGCGCCCGAGUUUGUGCCCAUGUUUGUCGACGGCACGCAGCGCAUCAUGCCCGAAGACCGCGGGUUCCCACGCUUUCUGCCCCGCGUGGGUAAUCACAUUCGCGUCGCCAUCGGCGCCCCCGCCGACACGGACGUGCUUUUUGGCGUCUACCGCCAGCGCUGGCGCCGUCUGAGAGAGCAAAAGACGGAAGAGGAGCUCAGGCACGGCCCAGAGGCGGUGCAGCUGCGGACGGAGCUGGCCAAGGCAGUGCGCGAUGAGAUUCUCAAGAUGCGCGCGACACUUGGGCUGCCGCAGGAGGAAGAUGAGACGGCGGCGCUGGCGGAAACGUGGGACAAGGAACCGAAUAAGCGCAAGUUUAAGAGUCCGGUGGAUGGAAGCCUUGUAAAUAGGCAUUAA
Beauveria bassiana ARSEF 2860 is the source of this 1041-nucleotide messenger RNA. RefSeq names its product acyltransferase-like protein. Gene Ontology annotation, biological process: inner mitochondrial membrane organization; cardiolipin acyl-chain remodeling. The record is from RefSeq and is a predicted model, not a curated record. Lineage: Eukaryota; Fungi; Ascomycota; Sordariomycetes; Hypocreales; Cordycipitaceae. Gene Ontology annotation, molecular function: 1-acylglycerophosphocholine O-acyltransferase activity. The coding region runs from base 1 to 1041 and encodes 346 amino acids. Gene Ontology annotation, cellular component: mitochondrial membrane. The transcript is spliced from 3 exons.